Molecule: messenger RNA, 2489 nt
Organism: Ruditapes philippinarum (Manila clam)
Lineage: Eukaryota; Metazoa; Mollusca; Bivalvia; Venerida; Veneridae
Product: ubiquitin-like-conjugating enzyme ATG3
Exons: 10
Coding region: 1-1074 (357 amino acids)
Biological process (GO): nucleophagy; autophagy of mitochondrion; autophagosome assembly
Cellular component (GO): cytosol; cytoplasmic ubiquitin ligase complex
Molecular function (GO): Atg8-family ligase activity
Source: RefSeq, a predicted model, not a curated record
AUGAAACUGAAAGUAGACUCUUCAAUCUUGAAGUCACAUAACGUCCUAUCCGGAAAAAGAGAGAUUGGACUUCGAUUUAUUUUUCGAAAUCGUGUUGAUGACGGUGUAAAAUGGCAAUGCAGAAACAUUUUUAACACUGUAAAGGGUACUGCUCUAGGUGUUGCUGAAUAUCUUACACCUGUCCUAAAGGAGUCAAAGUUCAAGGAAACUGGUGUUAUAACUCCAGAAGAGUUUGUGGCAGCAGGUGAUCAUUUAGUACAUCAUUGUCCAACAUGGCACUGGUCAGCUGGGGAAGAAUCUAAGAGAAAACCUUACUUACCAGCAGAUAAACAAUUUCUCAUUACAAAAAAUGUACCAUGUUAUAAACGAGUAAAGCAGGUAGAUAACCACCAAGAAGAGCAGGAGAAAGUGAUAGAGGAGAAUGACCCUGAUGGUGGAUGGGUAGAUACACAUCAUUAUGCUGAUCCACAGAUGGGUCAGGUACAAGAAGCUGUCUCUGAUAUGACCUUAGAUUCCAAAGAUAAGACAUCUUCUGCAGAUGGAGGUGCGUCAACAACUAAAGAUGAUGAUGACGACGACGAUGAUGACGACGGUGAAGCUAUGGAUAUGGAGGCAUUUGAAGAAAGUGGAAUGCUAGAAGAAAAUGACACAGCCACUUUAGUUGUAAAGACUAAUGUAGAGCGGCAGAUAUCAGAAUCUGAGAGUGGUGUGUUGCAGACUCGAACCUAUGAUCUCAACAUAACUUAUGAUAAAUAUUAUCAAACACCAAGGCUAUGGUUGUACGGGUAUGAUGAGAAUCGGACUCCUCUGACAGUAGAGCAGAUGUAUGAAGAUUUCAGUCAAGACCAUGCUAAGAAAACAGUAACCAUGGAAGCCCAUCCACAUCUACCGGGACCACCAAUGGCUUCUGUACAUCCCUGCAGACAUGCAGAUGUGAUGAAGAAGAUAAUAGAAAUGGUGGCCGAGGGAGGUGGUGAUCUAGGUGUUCAUAUGUAUUUAAUGAUAUUCUUGAAGUUCGUUCAAGCUGUAAUUCCGACCAUAGAAUACGACUACACACGCCAUUUUAACUUGUGAUGCACCUUAACUACCACGCAAUAUAUACUUAUACUUGUUCAUAUAAUAUUAUCUCUGAUGUUUUUAUGUAAACUGACAAAAAUAAAUCAUCCUUCUUGAGAUUUAGUUUCACUUUCUCCUCUUCGUUUUUAAACAGUGAUGAUUUACUUGUUUUCUGUCUCAAGAAUCGGCUCCGGUAUCUGGUAUUCUUGAAAAAUGGAGAAAUUUUUUUUUAAUGCAGUUGUGCUAUUUUAUAUUAAUAUGUGAAUUAAUACUUUACUAAUUUCAAUCUAAGGAAAUUAUUUUACUAUGUGCAAAUCGUGUGAAAAUGUAUUCCAAAAAAAGGAAAUCAACCUCCGAGAUUUUAUAUUUCUUAGAAAUAUACAUGAAUGUAUGUAUGUAACAGUGUUAUUAAUGUUUGCAAUAGCAGCUUUGAUUUGGGGGGGGGGGGAUGAUGAUGAUGAAUUUGAUUAAUCAUUAUUGCAUUAUUACUUCUCAUGCUGAAAAAAAAUAUUGAAAGAAAAAUAAAUGUCUUUAGAUUUUAUUUGUGCUUACUGUUACUUGUGUGGAAAAGUACUCUAAAUUGGAUCAACCAGCAGUAGAUUGCUUGUUAUUGUUGUUAUAAAUGUGAAAAAUGUACUGAGAAAAUAAUUUAACCCACCUAACAUUUCAAUGUGCUGUUUGCCAUUUAUAUAUAAACACAGGAAAUAGUGACAGGAUAAAAAUAACACCAUUAUUUUAUUUCUGCUUACUCAGUAACUCAAGUGGAAAAAUACCAAACAAAGAUUACUACAACUGAAAUAAGGAAAAAUACUGAACAUAAAUGGCAAGAACUUCAAGAACAUUUCAUUGUGUUAUAUGCUACUCAAGUUGGAAAAUGUUGACACAAAUUAACAAUCACUAAAAUGGAUGGUGAAAAUUUCUGUGAUUAAUAAAUGUAGAAAUUUCUUGGAUCUUUUACGAAAUUGUUGUCAUGAUUUAACAAUUGAAUGAUUUUGUAUUUUUUAUCCAUACCCUGCUGGGACUGAAAGUGUUUAGACUUUGCCACAAGUAUAGAACCUUCACAUCAGUGUAAUCUGAUCAGGCUCUAUAAUGUUGGUUGCCCACUUUUUGUAUUUUGACACUGAAAUCCCUUCAAGUUGGAAUGGACUGUACCAUAUUCAAAACAGUUCAAAUAUAUUACACAAAUUCAUCAGGUUAUGGGUUAAAUGCAUUGGUACAUGUAUAUGUUUUUUUUUUGAAAAAUGGAUAAACAUAAGAAAUAGUGUUGACAUUUCAGUGAAAUUGUUACUUUAAUAUAAAUAAUUAAUUAUAUAUGUAUAGCUUUAAUGGUAAGCACUGUUCUAAAGCAUUUUAAUUGUUGGUGAAUUAUUAUAUUUUAUGUUGCACUUGGCCCAUCAUGUAAUGCCAAGCUUUGAUUAAAAGAUAUUUUCAGA